GAUGUCCUAAAUUCUGGAACAUUCGAUGUCGAUCAGUAAGCAACAGCCCGACGUUUCAUUAUUCCAAUAUUAAGCAGUGAAAUAGGCGUGUUUGUUGAUCAUCAGUUGAGAACUAUUAACCUUGCAAUCAUGCGUGUUAAUUGGAUGAUUCUUUUAUGCGCAACAGUUGCGAAUGCGCAGAAUUUCAACGGCGGCGACUCCACUUGGUACUGCGGUAUCCUGGCCAAUGAAAACUGCAGCAUUCACAUCGCCGAGCCCAGAUGUGGAACGGACCUCAUCACAUACACAAACAUGUGUGCACUAGGACAGGCUCACUGCAAGGAUACCACUGUAAAUCAGUUGCACAUGGGUCCAUGCGGAGAUGGCGGUACCACGACCAGAAGCCCUGAACAGAUUGUGCACGGAAGCGAGCUUGUACUGGAUUUCCAAUGCGCUGUGUUGGGUCACAGAGGAUGUGAGCCAGCCAUAAACGAGAAGAUAUGUGGUACGGACGGGAUCACAUACCAGAACUUCUGCGAGUACGAGAAGGCAAGGUGCAUGCACAGGGAACUUCACGUGGCGAAAUUGGGAGAUUGCAGCGCCUAAACCGGAUUGUCAUUACUAUCUCUGUAGUGGCUAAGAAUUCAAAUUCAGAAAAACAGUCAAUUGAUUGAUGAAUAAAAACCUUGUAUUUUUAGAUCAUCAAAACCACAAA
This is a messenger RNA of Dreissena polymorpha, 694 nucleotides long. Its product is annotated as agrin-like. The coding region runs from base 130 to 585 and encodes 151 amino acids. The transcript is spliced from 5 exons. Lineage: Eukaryota; Metazoa; Mollusca; Bivalvia; Myida; Dreissenidae. Gene Ontology annotation, molecular function: protein binding. The record is from RefSeq and is a predicted model, not a curated record.